AUGGAUGAAGAAGUCUCGCUGAUUAUUUUGAUAGGGUGCGGCCUGCUGAUUGACCUCGAGGCAUACCUUGAGAUAAAUCCUGAACAAUAUUCGAUGGAUAAUAACGACUGGAAUGAUCACUGGCGACAAGAAUUACAAGACGAUGUGAAAAAGCAUUCGAAAAAACAAUACAGGCGUAAAAUCUACGUUCUUGACGGCCACAGACCCUGGAACUUGGACAAUUUAUUUAACACUGAUAUGGUGGUGUGUUUUGAUGAUGGUACCGUAGAUAAUGGUUUACACGAUGAAAGAGAUGCUUACCUUGAACUUGUUCAACUUUAUGCAGCCGAUGAAGGUGAUACCGACGCCGACUCAGAGCUGGAAAGUGAGGCAGUUGAAGAUCUUUCAGACGAACAAAUUGAGCUGGACGAUGAUGAUGAUGUACGCAAUUAUAAGAUCAUGCAAAACAGAAAAAGGCAGCAGUUGCGAGCAAAGCACCAUCGUAAUGCAUUGGAAAUCAUCAUACAAGAUUACUAUAACCAAGGCAGUACUGUUGCCACUUCUACAUCAUCCUUGAUAUAUGCCCUCAUGACAAAGAUUGGUGAGACCCUGAUUGAUAAUCUCUGGUUGGCAAUUGUUGGUACAAGCUCACUUGACUCAAAUUACCCACAAGUGUAUGACAAAUUGCAGCCGAUAUUUAGAGACGAGGUCCAUCGUUUGGUGCCGCUGAGUCAUUUCGAAGAUAACGAGAAAACUGCCGACACAAUGACGUUGACUGUUGAAAGAGACUAUCACUUGUUUCUUUUGAGACAUUGGACACUCUAUGACUCCUUCACCUACUCCUCUAUGGUGAAUGCUAAACUCAAUUUGUGGACCCAGGAUGGGAAGAAGCGAUUACACAAGAUGUUAGCAAAGAUGGGCGUAUCAUUAGCUGUAGCCCAACAAAAAUGGUUGUACAUGGACGUGAGAAUCAAGAAACAAUUGCCAUAUAUCUUUUCGAAAUACCUCCCUGUUUAUGGGCUUGAAGGAAUAGUUCGUGAAGGGUUUUUCCGAUACUUUGGUUAUACCGUGCAAUUACUGGCAAUGGAAUGUGUGGAAGCCUUGACCGCCCUUUUAGAAACACUGGCAAAUUCAAGUACUGGAGUCGAAGAAGAAUUGGAUAAUGGUACCAUAAACAAAAACAUCGUGAAACGGGAGCAAUUGUGGAUUGAGAAUUUUUGGAGAGGCUGGGAUGCUCUUGACUUGGCUCCUACAACCACUCAACUGGCUCUUGGGACUCGCAUAAAAGGAUAUGACUUACUCCUUGAGGGUCUUGGGAAAGCUAAAGAAGUCCAACAAAUUGUAUUCCGCACGGGAAUGUCACUCUUGGAGCGCAAACUUAUUAAAAACUUGAGACUAUACAGACUUUGUGUGCUUUACGAUAACGCUAUUCCUGAUUUGGCGGUGUUUGUGAACCCCCUAAUGCUUGCAAAACUCGGAACAUGGCUUUUGGAUAACUUAACUGAAGUUGACUACAAACUGCAUCAAGUCCAACUUAAACCGCUUGUUGUUGCUUCUUUGGAUGUUAACAGUGAUACAUAUAUGGUGAUGGGGUUGGCACCAAAAUAUCCCAGAGAUAUGGAUGCCCUGGCUCGUGCUCGUUUGAUACAGCAAGGAUCCUCAACUACUCGACUCAAUACGUUUAGCGUGGCGUUCAAGGAGCUUGCAGCGUCACUGGGAGCCAAGGUUCGCGUUGAUUCAUUUAAUAGCGCUGCUAUCGAGAUCCGCAAAGAUGAUUUACUGCCUUUUCUUGAAAAGCUUACGCUUUCGGGUAUUAUAUAA
Molecule: messenger RNA, 1800 nt
Organism: Diutina rugosa
Lineage: Eukaryota; Fungi; Ascomycota; Pichiomycetes; Serinales; Debaryomycetaceae
Gene: CDC45
Product: DNA replication initiation factor
Exons: 1
Coding region: 1-1800 (599 amino acids)
Biological process (GO): DNA replication initiation; double-strand break repair via break-induced replication; mitotic DNA replication preinitiation complex assembly
Cellular component (GO): DNA replication preinitiation complex
Molecular function (GO): chromatin binding; single-stranded DNA binding; DNA replication origin binding
Source: RefSeq, a predicted model, not a curated record